CUAAUUUCGAUUGUCGAUUUUUUAAUUAUAUUUCUUCUUUUCUAAUUUGUGGAAGAUGGUAGGUUUGAUGUUUGAUGGGAGAAAAUUAGAAGUGUCAUUUGAUAUAGAAGAUUGUGGGGAUGCUUGGUUUCCAACCACUAUACGUGAAUACUUAGGAAACUUAUCUUUUCUGGUGGAGUACUGGAGCAAAAAAAUUGGCGACAAGGCUCAAAAUCUGAAAGUAAAUACUACUUCCCUUCACAUCAGACCAUGCCCACCGGUUCUCGAGGAUAAAAGAUUUACUUUGUUUGAAAAAGUUGAGGCAUUCUUUGAUUUUGGCUGGUGGAGUGGAGUGAUUACGAAAGAACUUGAGGAUAGUAGGUACAUUGUCUUCUUAAAGCAGAUAAAAAAACACAAGAAAUUCCAUCAGUCAGAACUUAGACCUCAUAUGGAAUGGAAAAAUGGAAAAUGGUUCACUUCUUCCCAGGGAGUCUCAAUCCUAUCUUCAGACAACGGAAAUGAAGGCCUGAAGCCCAAAUGUGCUGAUGGCAAUGCUGUGUCUGUGCUGGUAGGGAGUUCAGGCAACAGAAAGGACAACUCUGAAGAGGAAAUACCUUGUUCGUUGAACUCAAGGGAGAAUCAGAUUAAACAAUCAACACCUCCUCAGAAGAAGUUUAAGGAAGAAAAUGUAGUGUCAGUGGCAUUUAUGGCACGUGAGAAAUCAAGUGAAGAAUGUGAUCAUGUUUCUGUAAACCCAGCCUCUUUAAGUAUUGGAACCAACUCCAGGGAACAACAUGCUGCUAUGGAUCAGUCGUCAUAUGAACCUUCUCGGGGGAAGAUAAUUGUAAGUAGUUCCUCUCCUCUGAAAUUCCUUAUGACAGUUUUUUCAUUUCUGUAUUCAAAGUUGAAUCAGUCAUAAUGGAUCUAAGACAAU
Molecule: messenger RNA, 913 nt
Organism: Olea europaea var. sylvestris
Lineage: Eukaryota; Viridiplantae; Streptophyta; Magnoliopsida; Lamiales; Oleaceae
Product: DUF724 domain-containing protein 2-like
Exons: 3
Coding region: 56-898 (280 amino acids)
Source: RefSeq, a predicted model, not a curated record